This is a messenger RNA of Aspergillus calidoustus, 1386 nucleotides long. Lineage: Eukaryota; Fungi; Ascomycota; Eurotiomycetes; Eurotiales; Aspergillaceae. The record is from the annotation of a GenBank genome assembly.
AUGCCUAGACCAGCAACAAAACGCAAUCGCUUGACGGCAAAGAAAUCGGACAACUCGAAAUCGACCCAGGCGCAUGAAUUAUCGCGAAACAACGCUCUAUCCCGAGAUAUCUCCCGCUCACCACGGAACGAUGCGGUCGGUGGUUCACGAAUGGCGCAAAGCGCUGACCCGUCCGAAAUUAUACGCCAGUUGAGGAAUCAGACCCCUCUCGGAAAAUCACACGAAUUCGCAAUUGGAUCCUCGCCAGCAACGGAACAGGGAGCUACCGGAAGCCGGCCGCCUACACGGGCUAGGGGUUAUUCCUCCACCCUCUCUAUCGCUGGGCGCAAAGGCGACGCGAGCUCCAGGGUGCCAGGGACUCCUGCCUUUGAAAGCUCCAUAUUGAGCAAUUUCAGACGACGGCCCCGACAAGCGAGUAUUCUCCACAUGAUGCAGGAUGAGGAGGGGUCUUCAGAUUUCGACGACGACGAUUUCCUGGGCGGCCUGAGCCCAGAGGAUGAAUCUACGCCACUGAAUAUAUCGAGGGGCAAGUCACUUGUGCUUAGGCCCGCUGAAUCCUCCCCCGUGAAGUCGCCAUUGCCAUCUAGUGGUAAAUCAUCAAAACGGAAACGAUCGAUUGAGGCUGAAGCUCCGCCGUCGCCUUUGGCUAUAGCGAGCAGCGCCUCGGGCACGCCAGCUCCAUAUUCGGAAAUCUCAGAGAGAGAAGCUCCUGUUAACGCAGCUCCCUCUUUCGGGUCUCCAGCAGCUUUCAGCGAAACAUUGGCGCCGCCCGUCAGCAGCCCUGUCCCAGGCCUCACCCAUGACAUGUCCACGCCAGUAUCAGAUCGAACACUGUCUCGGACAGUAAAGUCUCGAAAUUCCAAAAACCGCCAGGCACCCCACGAGGAAACUUCAAUACCAACAGCAGCACUUCAAAAUAAGCUCUUGCCUCGGAGACGCCAGCGAAAAACUACACGUACGGGCGCAUCCGGCUUCGAAGUUGUUAGUGAUUCGGAUGAGGACCUCACACAGGCCGAUGAAGACGAGGAUGAAUUGAGCUUUCUCCCUUUACGAAGACGAUCCCAGACUCGGCGAAAGUCGGCCAGUAAAGCGAAGCCAAGAUCAGGUGGAAAGAAACUUGGGGCCACCAAGCAAUAUGGUGCUAGCGUUCGUGAAGAAGCAAAUAUUGACAAGGAGAAUGAGCCAGCAGAGAUGUCAUCACCCUUAUCAUCUGCACUGGAUUUCGACGCAUUCGACUCCGAUUUCCUCCUCGAGCAGGAAGCUCCAGUCAAGAAUUACCUAAGCGAAGAGUUGAGACUACAAGCUCUCAAGUUCGCCGAAGUGGACAAAUGGCAGAUGGAAUUUGAAGAUGUCAUCACCGUUCAGGACAACGGGGAAUUCAGAUAG